UGUAUCAUUUGAAAGACACUAUUAAUUAUACUCAGAAGAACAAGUGUGAAGUUAAAAAUAUCCGCUGAUAGAAAUUCAGUGUAAAUUAUUUUUAAAGGGAAAUCUCAUUUUCUGUUACCAAGCGACGUCACUUCCGGAAUGAAAGUGGGGUGAGCAAAAUGACAGCUGGUUGUUUUCAUGAAGAAGGGGAUUUCAAAGUGGACAUUGAAGUGUCAUGUGGUGAACUCCUACAGAGUCCUCCCUGCCCCGGCCUCUACAGACCAAAUCCUGACAACUGACCACAGAGGCUCCAGCAUUUCAUCAGGGGACACGUGUCAGCCCCAUCAGCAACUCUGGACCUGCAUCAGGCCUCUUCCUCUGACAGGCCCUCAAUGCAGACACCGAAGGAGACAGAGAGAAGUGAAAGUGGUCAAAUCGAGGGGUGCAUCACUUCAGGUGAGGGGGAGGCCAUGUACCAGGACAUAUCCAUGGAGCCACAGGAGGACAACGAUGGCCGUACCUUUGUGGAGGUGAUCAGUGAAAAGUACAGUCCAGAUAACUUUCCAUGCCGCAGAGGACCUGGUAUGGGGGUGGUGGUCGUGCCCACCGCACGUCCUCAAGGUUCCCCUUUGAAAGAACGUCUGAACCUGCCCAGUGUGCUGGUGUUAAAUGGCUGCGGCAUCAGCCGGGCAGGAGACCAGACGGGGAUCGCUGCCUUCUGUGCUCAUGUCAGGGAGCUGGACCUGUCCCAUAACAAGCUGCAGGACUGGAACGAGAUCAGUAAAAUUGUGUCCAACAUCCCAAAGCUGAAGUUCCUGAACCUGAGCUCCAACCCCCUAGCAGGAAUGACCCUCGAGCCACGGUGCACCGAAGCCUUUUGCCGCAUCCGUCGUCUUGUCCUUAACAACACCCAAGUGUCCUGGGACACCGUACUGCUUCUCAUUCGGGAGAUGCCUGAGCUGGAAGAGUUGUUCCUGUGCCUUAAUGAGUACAGAAGUUUGAGUGCCUCCGGUGUGGCCUGUCCCAGCCUGUGCCUGCUUCACAUCACCGACAACAGCCUCCAGGACUGGGCCGAAGUCCGCAAGUUCGGCCCCAUGUUCCCCAGCCUCGACACGCUGGUCAUGUCCAACAACAACUUGGCAUCCAUCCAGGACAACGAAGACGUCCUGCAGCGUCUCUUCCCCAACCUACGCAGCAUCAACCUGCACAACUCAGGUCUAAACCGAUGGGAAGACAUUGAGAAGUUGAACUUCUUCCCCAAAUUGGUGGAGGUGCGACUGCAGGGCAUUCCCUUACUGCAGACCUACACCAACGUAGAGAGACGCAGCCUCAUGAUAGCACACCUUCCUGCAAUAUCACAGCUCAACGGCAGUGUUGUGACAGACAGUGAGAGAAUAGAUGCUGAGAGGUUCUUCAUCCGUUACCACUUAGACUACCCUGAAGAGGAGCUGCCUUACAGAUAUCAUUCGCUGGUAACCAAGUAUGGGAAGCUAGAACCACUUGCAGAGAUUGACCUCCGACCUCGCUGCCGUGCCCAGGUGGAGGUUCACUGUGAAGAAAAAGUGGAACAGCUAAACAUCCGCUUGGACCAGACAGUAGCUGGGCUGAAGAAGCAGCUGACAAAAGUGGUCCAGCUGUCCACGAAUAGGAUGAGGCUCUACUACAUCGACAAGAACAGUGCCUUUGGUCCAGAGGAAAUGAAGUACAACACCCGGGCCCUCCACUCCUACAGCAUCCAAGAUGGUGAUGAAAUACUGGUGGUACCCAAGACAAAAUGAACAGCCGGUGUCAAACUGGCUGAUGAGAGUGACUACUUUAUUGAUUGAUUGAUUGACUGAUUCAUUUGAUUAUUUAUUUUCUGGUUAAUGGCUUUGCAUAACAAUUGGAAUAUGCAUGAUCAGCAUCACUGGCCCACUUGUUUGAACGGAGAGAAGUUAUACGUGGUUCGAACACAUUCACAGGGACUGUUAAGUGGACUAUGAUGCUGGGAGGCUCUGGCUGAAAAAGCUGCCAGUCUGGAGCUUAUUGGGUCUUUAUUAAAUUCAGCUUCACAUGAGGGAAUCCACCGGAGUUAGUGCAAAAAUCUUUCAUGAUGGAGAACAGGCCAAGAGAGUGGCACGAAGUCAGUUAGUUAGAAGGGCGCCAGCGAAGCUCACUGCAGCUCUGUAUCUUAGUACAUGGCUUGUACCAUAGCGCCUUUGUAAUCAAGUAUCCAACACCACUGGCUUUCCCGCUCAUCGCAAAAGCUACCAGUGGUAGUAGUGACACAGUGCUGCUGACUGAAGUUCUCAAUUGCACUUUUUGUUUAGUCACAAAAUCAGGAAGGACAAUGUCUGUGAAAUGAAAAAUCUGCCUACACAACUUCUAAAUGUCAGGAAUGGGGGAACAACUGGGAGUUUUGUUUUGUUGUUAGUCAGGGUUUUCCUUUGUAUUUUUUUGUAUAAUUUUGGAUAUGAUAUCUUUAAUAUUUUUGUGAAGUAACCACAGAGUCAAAGAGCAAUGGAUUAACAUACAUGAGAUUCAGCUAUCGAUGACAUUUCUUAUUGAAUAAGUUGAUUUAGAAUAGUUUGCUUCAAAUCACUACUUGUCUUAUAGGGCAAAAAGGUCCUAAAACUAAUCUGCGAGAAAGUAAAUACAGUGGGAAAAACAACAACAACAGAUGAACUUAAGAGAAGAUGGCAGGACAUAAGAAGAGGAACUAAAGAACAAAUUGCUCAUAAUAAAACUUCGGCAAAUAAACCAGGUGUGGGGGGGGGGUGUCAGUGGAAGAGAUGCCUCUGACCAAUAUUGCGCAGCAGGUGCCGUUCACUUUCUGAAAAAAACACUUCUGUCUGUCUUCUUCCUGCCGUAUCCUUCUCACCACAAUCACUGCAGCCAUCUCUGCGCAACGCUGUGCCGAUUAGCACCUUUACCGUAUUAAAUAUAGACGCAGUCACAAGCAGCGCAAUUAUUUUCAGGCUUUGUAAAUCACAAUGCGUGUGCUAAAUUAGGCAAUCAAGUUUGCACAAAUGCGCAAAACUUUGGCAGAUCAGGUCCUCAGUGAAUAAACACUGGAAUUCACUGGCAUACUGGACCAUGAUUGGCUUCCAAACUAGUUGCUAUGUCAAAAUCAUGCUGUACAAACACGUGUUAAACUGAUUUAUGGCGAGCUCAGAAGAACUGGGCACCUUCAGCAGAUGAAUAUGAAAACAGUAAUUCGCAUGUCAAACUUUGCACAGUGAAUGUCAAACAUCUGAAUGAAGUAUCAAUAUGUUAAUCCCAUUAUUGAAGAAAAGGAGACAAUGAUUUAAAAUGGCUUCAUAAUACGUGUAAUAAUCACUAACCAUUCAUAUCUAAUAGUAUUAAGACACUCUAAAGGUUGAUGUUUGCAUCACUGGCCAAGAUUUAUUGUUACUAAUUUUCCUUUUUAAAAAACUGAUACCAUGUGCUGCCUUCUAGAGGCUUCUUCUAUGUCUUCAACAAAAAUUUUGUUCAGCCAAUAAGUAACCUCUGUAGAACAUACACAGACACACACACAAACACACACACACACACAUAUUACUAUUCCGUGGGGCUUAUUAUUACAAUUCCAACCCUAACAUUCAAAACCUCUUCACCCUCAAACAGCCAUUUGAAGAAGUGACAACCGGCCAAAUGUCCUCAAUUUCCAAAAAUGUCCUCACUUUGUACAGUCUAUGCUUAAAAUGGUCCUCACAAAGGUACAAGUACAGGAGCCAACACAUAUUCUUGUCUUUCUUCGGUUGUGAGGACACCCAUUGGCAUAAUAAUCUAAAUCUUAAAACCAAGGCUUUGUUCAAAAUCACCCUCUCCUUCUCUAACCCCUACUCAUUAUAUAGCAACUUCUAUGAGGAAGACAAUUGGAUAAUUAUAAUGCAUUGUGAUAUACAAUAAGUCCAAUGUUUGAUAAAGCACUACAAAAUGCCUAUUUCACUAUAUAGAAGAAGAAAGAGGGGAUUUUAGGGGCGAAAUUCCCCCCAAAACACUAUAUUCCCAACAAUAUUUCAAGUCAAGUACAGAGUAGGGUACCUGAAAAACAAUCUCUUUAAAGUAAUAUAUAUCUACAUUUUAAAAUAUCCUUGUUGGUAUUCAGACCAUCCUGCUUCACUUCAACACAUUCUGAAGCACAGAGAGGUCAAGAGCUUUUCAUUAGCUUUCUCUCCAUUUUAAUGAAACAACAUGGUUUUGACAUUUCCUCUGGUUAGUUUUAAGUACACAUGGCGAUGUUAUCUACCAUGUGUUUAGCAUUUUACCAGUUCCAUGUUGUUAGAAUGCAUUUAUGAAGAUAGUGUUUCAUGUUUUUUAAAUGCUUAUCUUUUUCUUAUGGAAGUUGUAUCAUCGCGUGAUUUCAACUUUUUGUUUUAUGGUUAUUUGGAUUGUAUUCAGUGUUUAUCUAUCUACUAUUUAUUUAGAAUCUUCAACUUAUGACAAGUAAGCCUUAAAGAGAUGCUGAUCUCAGCGUAAUGCAUUCAUGUGCAUUUUGUCAUGAGCUUGAGAGCUUUUACCAGAAAGCUAGUGUUACAAACUGAAAUUGUGAGGUUUGAAAGAUGUGGGUAUUAAGGCAGAGUGUGAUAGGUUAUAACAGUUGUAUUAUAGGAAAUGAGGGAACCAUACAAAGGACUUAAACUUAAUAUAUGUUGCACACUGCUGCUGAAAUUACCUUUUUUGAGUUAGUUUGAGUCCAACCACUUUAAAGAAGCACUAUUUCUUGAGGGCCCCUAUUUAAACUGCACACUAUUGUAUUAAUUCACUACAUUAGUGUUUCAUGUCCCACACAAAUAUAUUUUACAUCUCAGUCCAUGCAGAAAUACCUUCUCCAAAGAUGACUCAGUAGGUUGUUAUUGUUGUAAUGUAUUAAUUUUAAUAUGCAGCAUCCCCCUCACGCAAGAGGAAGAUGGAUGUAGGAUGUUUGGUGUUAUUGCUUUUUCCUAUAGCAAGCAACUUAUCAGAGCAGGGGAUUCCUGACACAGUAUUAUGGCAAAGGAAACAGCUGACAAGACAAAUCCACAAAAUAAAGUAAUCAUAUUGAGUCGCUGCAGCUUCAAUUCAUUCAAUGUGGAUAGAAAGUAGUGUUUUUACCCUUCAAAGGUAUCAUAUGUAUACUAUAAAAGUAUUUAAAUACCACAAUAUUUCAAAUAUACUAUUAUGUAGUAUUUGUAUGACACUGCUGCUCUACUUGAUCAUUGAAAGGUGUGAUAGACUGAAGGCGUAGCAGCGAGCAGGUCAGAUGAAAAGACACUGAAAUCUUUUUCGACUCAUUAUAGUAGUGCAGAAAACAUGCAGGUUAGUGUAGCAUGAACCACAGCCAUAGAGACCAGCAGGGUAGUGAUGGCAUCAAGAUCCAAGUUUGAAGUGUUGAGCUAUAGUGUCGGUCCUUAUCAGUGCAGGGUUUGUCUAUGUGCACUAUGCAGAUUGAUUUAAAGGUGUGCCUGUUUUUUCGUGUACUGGUUUGUUGUUUUGUGAGGAACGUGGCUCUGCCUGAUGAUAUAUUUAUGGAUUAAUGCACUUGAUGGAACUUUGUUCGACAUUAAGGCAGAGGGAAAUAUUUUAAGUCUCGGUGUAAAUUUAUUGGUUAACUGUUGAGUUAAUAUAGAUUUUGUUAUGAUGUUAUUUAUCAUGUCUCUUGCUUACUUCCCUUUGUAUAGCCCUUAAAGCCAUUUCAUAGACCUUAAAGCCCCUAGAAUUUAUAUUUUUGGUUUGAAGUAUUCAAUUUUUUUGUCAUUUUCGAUUAAUGGCUAAUUAAGCGUCAAUGAGAGUUAUGAUUUAUAUUUAAGAGUAUAAUAUUCUAAAAACUCAGCCAAUCUGCCUGAUCAGGACUGUGUGAGAGAGGUUUGACCUGAAAUGUUGUGGAUUCUUUCUCGAACCAUCCACCAGGGUUCGUGAUAAUCCAUCCUGCAGAUUUUACAUUAUCUUGCUUGCAAACAUACAAACAAACGGACAGGGGUGAACACAACCUCAUUGGCAGAGUUAAAAACCAACAAUGAAGAAAAACAGUGUUGAUCCCAUCGCUCACAGCAAGACAAAUUGGUUUUCAGGCCUUUACCAGAAAGUGCCACCCUAAUACCCUUUUAACAGAAGCUAUUGGAGAUGUGCUGUUUGGUUGUUCCUUCUGUUGUGUUUUUAGCCAUGCUGUUCCUCUGCAGUACAGGUCAGCUCAAAAUAAAGGUCACUCAGCUAAAACAUGAGCAGCAGUGCAGCCGGUAAUCGAUCACUCAGCAAUCCUUCAGGGAGAUACCCAUUUCAGAGGCAGAGGUAAUAACUCCACCAGCAGUACAGUCACAAGACAAGUCCUGCUUCAGGGCCGAGUCAGAAGUGACUGUUCCUUGUGAAAACUCUUAAUAAUCAAAAUCACGAUUGCUUAUUGUUUAUUUUCUAUAUAGGACAUUUAAAGGAAAUAGGCUCAUUGUUUUUCUAGCUUAGAAUUCAAUGAAAAGAUAAAGAACAAUCGUAUAUUUGUGAAAAAGUAUAAGCUACUACAAAAUAUGCUUACAAUUUCUUUAACAUCUAAUACCUCUUUUGUUUUAAUCUCUAUAAAAAGGGUAGUUUAAACAAGCUUUGGUUGUAUGUGCUGGGCCAGGCUUUGUCUUGGCUUUGAAAUAUCCUGGUUGCCUCCUAUAAUAUUGGAACUUAUUUUUUAUACACUUAGCAGUGAUCUGUUGACGUGCUGCAGGGUGAAACUUGUUUUCACACGGAGCCAGGCGUGUUGUUAGUAGUCCUGAGCUAUUUGAAAGUUUUUCUGUGCUAAGCUAUGCUAACUGCUGAUUGGUGUAGCCUCAUAUUAGCUGUGUCUCAAUUCAGGGGCUGAAUUAUUUUGGCCCACUAAUACUUAGUUGACCUCGAAGACCAAACUGAAGUAAUACUGGUCUACAGAGGAUUUCCAUGAUUGACAUCACCAGCUCAUCCCGCCUUUACUGGUGUUGCCUAGCAACAGAGCUGAAGUUGGGCACGAUGAUAAAAUGUUAAUGCUGUUUGUUUUUUUAACAUGUAUACCUUUAGCUGUUCGGUUAAGUUGAAUUGUGAUACUCAAGUAUCAGACAUCAUGUCGCUUGCCAGUGCCAUUAGCUCUUUGAAAAAUGGUUUGUUACUGAAGUGCAUUGAAUCCUGGAAUAGUUUGGGCCGGGAAGGAUCCAUCUAUUGGAGCCUUAAUUUCUCGGGGAUGGAAGGAUGCAGUAAUCAACCGCAUUUUAAGUGCAGCCUCUGAAGGAUGCAGCCACUGAAUUGAGACACUCAUCUGACUCUCUCCUGAGCAAUGGAUAGGCUUAUUUUCCAAAAUAUUUAACUACUGAUUUAAGUUCAAAGAAGUCAUUAAGGAUGACAAAAUGCAUUUAAAGGUUCAGUGUGUAGAAUUUAGUGACACUAGUGGUGGAGUUGCAUGUUGCAUCUUAAUACGCCUCACCUCACCCUCCAUUUCAAAAUAUGAAAGAACCUGUGAAAGCCUUCAGUUGUCAUAAAAACUCAAAGAGUGUUUAGUUUGUCCAGUAUGGGCUACUGUAAAAAAAACAUGGCGGCCUCCGUAGAUAGGACUCACACCUGGUGAAAAAUAUAAAGUAUUUAAAUAUAAAAUGUCCAUUCUAAGGUAAAGACACAACAGUUUGAACAAUUCAGCUGAAACACACUAGUGGAAACACCAUUGGGAUUAUUUUAUAUUCAAUUUCUUCCAAUCAAUCCCUUUCACCUAAAUCUUACACACUGGAUUUCAAAAACGAAAAUAGAAGAUAUGACAAAACAAGUUGAUGAAAUACCUCCUGAAGAUCAACUGAUUGUGGAGAGCAAGAGAACAAAUGAGAAGAAGAAAAUUUUCGGUAAAAUUUUAACAACCUCUCACAGUAAUAAAUGUAUAUUGUGACUGUAACAGAAAUGCAACUCUGGUAGCUUUCGAACUGCACAUUAUAUUUGAAUGGAAACCCAACUAUCUAAACAGCUACUCUGGAUGUAUCCUUUAGUACACUGCUUGAGUUAUCAUCUGCCUCUAAAAGUGGUGCACCAGUGCUCAGCUGUAUCUCAGAAGUCCGUGUUUGUCUUUGAUUAUGUAUUGUAGAUUUUGGUUAGACUGAAUGUUGACGACGCCAAGAUUUCACCACUGCUCAGACCUAAACACCAGUGCUUAAGCUAAUCAGCUCACCCAGCUAUGUACCUGCUCAUGAUCUGUGGAAUUUAAAGCAUAAUAACUUUUGUAGGAACCUAUAUGAAGUAUCAAAUGGAAAAGAAUGAGUCAUCUUUGCUUAUGUUAGUAUGUGUAGAGGAAGAUGUGUCACUGAACGGUAAUAAAUGGAAUUCUCCUGA
Messenger RNA from Platichthys flesus (European flounder), 8259 nucleotides. RefSeq names its product tubulin-specific chaperone cofactor E-like protein. The record is from RefSeq and is a predicted model, not a curated record. Lineage: Eukaryota; Metazoa; Chordata; Actinopteri; Pleuronectiformes; Pleuronectidae. Gene Ontology annotation, biological process: protein folding. The transcript has 11 exons. The coding region runs from base 372 to 1757 and encodes 461 amino acids. Gene Ontology annotation, molecular function: alpha-tubulin binding.